AUGGCAAGAAACAAUCUUGGCCGUUUAUUCACGUCAAUCUCACCCAAAGUUCCCUUUCCUUUCCCUCUGUCCGAGUCGUCAAUCUGUUCAAACACGAUGAGCCGACUCAUCAGCUCGUCAACUCAACAGCCUCAUCAACAUCAGGAGAAAACCCCCAAUAAAGAACAAGAAGAGACCCUCAAAACAAAAUCUGAAAAUCACCACGAACAAGAUCAAGGAGAAGAUGGAGGGGAAGACGACGAUUUCGUGAAUGAACAGACAGGAGAAGUCGGUGGGCCCAGAGGCCCUGAGCCAACCCGCUACGGUGACUGGGAACGCAAAGGUCGCUGUUACGACUUCUGA
Molecule: messenger RNA, 342 nt
Organism: Mangifera indica (mango)
Lineage: Eukaryota; Viridiplantae; Streptophyta; Magnoliopsida; Sapindales; Anacardiaceae
Product: succinate dehydrogenase assembly factor 4, mitochondrial
Exons: 1
Coding region: 1-342 (113 amino acids)
Biological process (GO): mitochondrial respiratory chain complex II assembly
Cellular component (GO): mitochondrion
Source: RefSeq, a predicted model, not a curated record